This is a messenger RNA of Scomber japonicus (chub mackerel), 1846 nucleotides long. Its product is annotated as cytohesin-3-like. Lineage: Eukaryota; Metazoa; Chordata; Actinopteri; Scombriformes; Scombridae. The coding region runs from base 2 to 1213 and encodes 403 amino acids. Gene Ontology annotation, biological process: regulation of ARF protein signal transduction. The transcript has 13 exons. Gene Ontology annotation, molecular function: guanyl-nucleotide exchange factor activity. The record is from RefSeq and is a predicted model, not a curated record.
CAUGGCUAUAAGCAGGAAAGACAGCUUCCUCUGGGGGAGAGCUCCAAUGAAACAACCCCUGACAGAGAGGAGGCAGAGUGGCACCAUUAAGACUCACAAGUUUGAGCCGCCGGAUGAUAUCCAGAAGCAGAGGUUACACAAUAAUCACGUCAUGCCAGAUAUCCACAACCUUGAUCUGGAGGAGCAGAAUAAAAAUGUUGCGAGGAACAGACGAUUUCUAAAUGGGAAAAAGAAAUUCAACAUGGACCCUGAAAAAGGUGUUCAUUACCUGGUUGAAAAUGGCCUGCUGGAAUGGGAAGCAGAGUCGGUGGCAGAGUUUCUGUACAAAGAGGAGGGACUGAACAAGACCGCCAUAGGAAAUUUCCUCGGAGAGAGGAAGGAAAUGCAUCUGGAGGUGCUGAAAGCCUUCGUGGGCCUGCAUGAAUUCUCAGACCUGAAUCUGGUGCAGGCACUCAGGCAGUUUCUAUGGAGCUUUCGUCUCCCGGGAGAAGCUCAGAAGAUUGACAGGAUGAUGGAGGCAUUUGCAAGCCGCUAUUGUGACUGUAACCCGGGGGUCUUCCAAUCCACAGACACAUGCUACAUCCUGUCUUUUUCCAUCAUCAUGCUCAACACGAGUCUACACAACCCCAACGUGAAAGACAAGCCCAGUCUGCAGCGCUUUGUCGCCAUGAACCGGGGGAUCAACAACGGGGAAGAUCUGCCCACCGAGCUCCUCACGAGCUUGUACACGAGCAUCCGCAGCGAACCGUUCAAAAUCCCAGUGGAUGAUGGGAACGACCUCACGUUGACAUUUUUUAAUCCAGAUAGAGAGGGCUGGCUCCUUAAAAUGGGUGGCCGAGUUAAAACCUGGAAGAGGCGGUGGUUCAUUUUGACGGACAGCUGCCUUUAUUACUUUGAAUACACCACAGAUAAAGACCCAAUCGGGAUUAUUCCUCUGGAGAACCUGUGUGUCAGGGAGGUCCAGUACACAGGCAAACCGUAUUGUCUGGAGUUAUAUAACCCCCAAGGACAAAAGAUCAAGGCCUGCAAGACAGAGAACAAAGGCAAAGUGGUGCAGGGUAAACACCAGUACUACAGAUUCAGCGCAGCCAACGCAGACGAACGGGACGACUGGAUGAAUGCGAUCAGGGCAAGCGUCACCAAAGACCCUUUUUAUGACUUGGUGGUACUACGCAAGAGGAAGAUCAUCAACAACGCUUCCUCACCGGCCUGAAACACGAGACACGAGAGGAUCCUGGGCGUGUUCAUGUGACUCCAGAAAAUACCAUAAAAGCAGCACAUCACAGCAAAAGCAUGCACAUUUUGGAAGUGACACUUGAAGUGUUAAAAAAGAUAUUUGUGAGCUGUUGAAUGACCCAUCCUUCAAAAAAAAUCAUCACCAAACUUCAAAACUUCUGAAAAACUGCACGCACUACUGCUCCGAGUUCAGGGGCUGAUGACUCCUACUGACACACAUCUGCAGUUCAGCUAAAGACCAAACUUUAAAUUAAAAGAUGUCUCUGAUUGGAUCAGUUGGAGAAAUGUAAUGUAGCACUUUGUUAAACCAGCUUCUGAGUUUAAGUUUUAAAUGAAGGGUUUUUAGAGAAAAUGGCAGUUAACCAUCAAAAUCAUGUAAACGACUCAUUUUUCCUCUUAAUGAGUGUCACCACUUACAGCACAGUGAUUUAAUACUCAAAUUAACUGCAUAUAGAUUUUUUUUUAAAGCUAUAAAAUGAAAUGUUUAUAAAUAGGUGGAAAUUGUACAGCAAGUUUUAUUCAGUAAGUUGUAAGUAUUUUUUAUAAUGUUGUAUUUUUUAACAUUGUUCAAAUGAUUUUAUGUAUAAUUUAAUGAAUUUAUGUAUAAUUU